Molecule: messenger RNA, 4202 nt
Organism: Parus major (Great Tit)
Lineage: Eukaryota; Metazoa; Chordata; Aves; Passeriformes; Paridae
Gene: ESRP1
Product: epithelial splicing regulatory protein 1
Exons: 15
Coding region: 234-2144 (636 amino acids)
Cellular component (GO): ribonucleoprotein complex
Molecular function (GO): RNA binding
Source: RefSeq, a predicted model, not a curated record
UUUCCCAGGGGUGCAGUUGAUGUGGGAGCGGCUACCACCCACCUCGGGGAAAAGGGGGUGGGGAAGGCGGGGGAGCUGUGCGCCUCUCCCACGCCAGGUCCUUGGGCAGCGAGGGGGUUCUGCCGCUUGGGUCUUGCUUGGAAGCGCCUGGGGCAAGGAAAGUUUCCGGCUUCUUCUCUUUCCCCCCUUCUUCCUUUCCUCCUUUUUAUCCUGUCUGCUGGCCCGGUGGCACCAUGACGGCGUCUCCCGACUACCUGGUGAUUCUCUUCGUGACCACGGCGGGCACCAACGGGGCAAGGUUGGGCUCAGACGAGCGAGAGCUGCUCCAGCUCCUGUGGAAAGUGGUCGACCUGAGGAGUAAGGAGCUGGGGCACCUGCAUGACGUGCUGGUCCGGCCUGACCGCACAGAACUGACGGCUGAGUGCCAGGAGAUCACCCAAGUGGAUGUGGAGAGCCUGGCACUGGCUCCACCGCUGGAGCAGGCAUUGAGACAGUUUAAUCAGUCCGUGAGCAAUGAGCUGAACAUUGGUGUAGGUACUUCUUUCUGUUUCUGUACUGAUGGACAGUUGCACAUUAGGCAGGUUCUACACCCUGAAGCUUCCAAAAAGAAUAUUUUAUUGCCUGAAUGCUUCUACUCCUUUUUUGACUUGCGGAAAGAGUUCAAGAAGUGUUGCCCUGGUUCACCUGAAGUUAGCAAACUUGAUGUUGUAGCCAUGACAGAAUAUUUAAAUCUUGACAAGAGCAGUUCAGCAUUUCCCUAUGGAGCCUCUCAAGUUGAAGAUAUGGGGCAUAUUAUUUUAACAUUAAUAUCUGAACCAUACAAUCACCGAUUUUCAGAUCCAGAAAGGGUGAACUACAAAUUUGAAAGUGGGCCUUGCAGCAAGAUGGAACUUGUGGAUGACAAUGCUGUUAUCCGAGCAAGAGGAUUGCCAUGGCAGUCAUCUGACCAGGACAUAGCAAGAUUCUUCAAAGGUCUAAAUAUUGCCAAAGGAGGUGCUGCACUCUGUCUCAAUGCCCAAGGUAGGAGGAAUGGGGAGGCUCUUGUGAGGUUCGUAAGUGAAGAGCAUAGAGAUCUAGCACUACAAAGGCACAAGCAUCACAUGGGGAACCGAUACAUAGAGGUAUACAAGGCAACAGGUGAAGACUUCCUUAAAAUUGCAGGAGGUACUUCCAAUGAGGUUGCCCAGUUUUUGUCGAAAGAAAACCAAGUGAUUGUCAGGAUGCGAGGUCUUCCUUUCAAUGUAACAACAGAAGAAGUGCUGACUUUCUUUGGCCAGCACUGCCCUGUAACAGGAGGAAAGGAGGGAGUCCUGUUUGUUACUUACCCUGACAGCAGGCCAACAGGGGAUGCCUUUGUCUUGUUUGCUUGUGAGGAAUACGCACAAAAUGCACUGAAAAAGCACAAGGAUUUGCUGGGGAAAAGGUACAUUGAACUCUUCCGUAGCACUGCAGCAGAAGUUCAGCAGGUGCUGAACAGGUACUCUUCCACACCUCUCAUUCCUCUCCCAACACCUCCAAUUCUUCCAGUAUUACCUCAACAAUUUGUGCCUCCCACUAACAUCAGAGACUGCAUACGUUUGCGUGGUCUUCCCUAUGCUGCUACUAUAGAGGACAUUCUGGAGUUCCUGGGAGAGUUUUCUACAGAUAUUCGGACCCAUGGAGUUCACAUGGUACUAAAUCACCAGGGGCGUCCAUCGGGAGAUGCUUUCAUUCAGAUGAAAUCUGCAGAUCGAGCUUUCCUGGCUGCGCAGAAAUGUCAUAAGAAGACCAUGAAGGACAGAUAUGUUGAAGUUUUUCAAUGUUCUGCUGAAGAGAUGAACUUUGUAUUAAUGGGGGGCACUUUAAAUCGAAAUGGCUUGUCCCCGCCACCAUGUAAGUUACCAUGCCUUUCACCCCCUACCUACUCGUUCCCAGCUCCUGCUGCAGUUGUGCCAACAGAAGCUGCUCUGUAUCAGCCAUCCAUGCUUCUGAACCCACGAACGCUCCAGCCCUCCACAGCCUACUACCCUGCUGGGGCUCAGCUCUUCAUGAACUACACAGCAUAUUACCCCAGUAUGCAGCAGAGGAUGGACUUGUACGCACAAAUGAUGCGGCCAGGACAAUGUCCAAAGCAUGGAUUUGCAUUUAAAGGCCCCAGCAGUUAGACUUCCUUAGUGAAGCUUCCCCCCUGAAAGAUAGCAACAAAACUGUCCAGUUUUCUAAUCGUUCUGCUUUUGACACAGACAACUUAGCCAGGAUGUAAACUGCUUCUCAUCAAAAUCUUUACCUGCAGCAUCACCUCACUGUCAUCUGCUCCAAGUGUGCUGCUUGUUCUUCACUUCAGUAGAAAAUGUCAUUUAAACUGUGUGUGUUUAAGGUGAAAACUAAAGCUUUUGGUCCAUCUGUAAAGAUUUUAAAUAUAGGAAAUCAAGAGAUUAAUAUUUGCUUUUAUCAUGGUGUUCAGUGACCUGCACAACUCUUUAAUGCAGAUUCCUCUACCCUUUUUGAUGUUUUGAACAAACACAGUGAACCUAGAUGGAGAUUUGGAUUGUUUCCAGCUUUAGCACUUCUCAAGCCAAUUGUGCUCAAGAGGAAAAACCACCAGAACUCUUGGAGUGACCAGAUGGAUCUGCUACUGUUUUAAAGUUCAUGCAAAGUUUUCACACAUGCUCACACAGACCACUGAGCCCUUCACUGAGAGCACAGGUGCUGAAAUCAUGCAAGUCUUUGAGGGUUUCUGCUUGAUAAAGAAGGUAUUAAGCUGCUCUUAGUACAAAAAUAGUUCAGCCUGAACCUACACAGUCUGAUCUUUCAUUCUUUUGAAACAGCAAAAAAGUAUUUUUUACAUAAUUUUGCACAUAGUUUAAAAUUGUUAUUUUUAAUUAAAGUGUUUUACAACCUCUAAUUUUGCAUUUGACAUUAUAAUAAAAAGAUCUUUUGGCUUGUAUAUAUUUGUCUAAUCUCUGCAAAAGAAGCCACUGUAAACUUUAUAUGCAGGCAUAUUUUACACAGUGCAGAAAUAAUUAGGAAUGUAAAAUGGAUUAUCUAAGGGAAAAAUGCUGUAACUUUGUAACAAUGUGUGGGAUGUUAAAUGCUUUGUCUCUGAUUCUUAUCUUGUAUGCUUUUCCUAUGCACUCAGGUAUUUAAAUUUUAAAAGGCUUACAGGAGUAGGCAUUUUCAAACUUUGGUCACACUGUGUACUCAGAAAAUGAGAAAUGCAGUUAACAUCUGUCCUGUGGUCCUACUUUUAUAUUUCCACUCCAUGCUUUCCCCACCCUUCUUGCUGCUUGAGUGUCUUCUGUGCAAGAAAAGCAAUGUGACUUGUAGUUAAGAGCCAGUGCCUUGUCUGCUUUAAGAGAGGGUCAGUCAGAGCUGGUAUUUGAGCUUGGUCUCUCUGGACUAUAGCAAGUAUCCCAGCACCACAAUUGUCUCUCCAGCCAGAGAAAUCAGAUGCUGUAUGUGCUCUUAAAUAGCUGCUGUCUUUAACCAGCCCUGGGUCUCCCUGCCUGCCCUGGGACUGGGCUUCAGGCACAGGACUAGAUGGCUACACUUUUCCAUGGCAAUUAUAAUCCUUGUUUAUGCUGAAGAAAAGGGGGAAGGAAACCCUGAAAUAAGGAUAUGUGUGAGGCUAAAAGUGGCAAAUUGGGUAGGUUCUUUGGCACAUUCAAAAUAAAUAUUGCAGAACUGAGGAAUACAAGCACUUUAGGUAGGUGGUGCUGUAGGAGUUUUUAGUUACCAUGAACCCAAAUCCACAGCAGUGCCUUUGCUAUCUCUGAAAGUAAGUACGAGGAAAGAUAGAACAAAAAAGGGUGGUAGGGUGACAAAGUCAAAAAAGUCUUCUAGACCAGGCAAGUGAUAAUCUCAUUUCUAGUAUCUAAUUUAAAAAACCUCAAUCUUCCCCCUCCUUUAAUUCUUCCUUAGUUUUUUGCCCUUAUCUUUCCUUGGUGGGACCCUCCCCUGCUCACCAGAGUCAUAGUAAUCUAGAUUUACAUUUUAUCCUGGAAAACUCCAUACUGUUACAGUCUAAAGUAUUUGACAGGGCCUUUUUUUAAAAUCAUUGUUCUGUUAACAUGAGUACAUUGAAGUGAUUAAUUGAUGCAAAAUACUUCUAACUUUUAGCUUUUCCUUUUCCAAGAAAAUGGUUCUGCCUUUAAUUACGUAGCACAAUUACAAAUUAGUAGUUAUGCAUAAGGAAAAUUAGCCUAUAUAAGCCACUAGGGAAG